Messenger RNA from Mesocricetus auratus (golden hamster), 2918 nucleotides. RefSeq names its product deleted in azoospermia like (gene Dazl). The coding region runs from base 217 to 1113 and encodes 298 amino acids. The record is from RefSeq and is a predicted model, not a curated record. Gene Ontology annotation, molecular function: mRNA 3'-UTR binding; protein binding. The transcript has 11 exons. NCBI's taxonomy places the organism in Eukaryota, Metazoa, Chordata, Mammalia, Rodentia, Cricetidae.
GCCAUGCCUCAGUGAGUCGGCGACCGCGGCCUGGUUCGCUUCGGGCUCCGCCGUCUCCGCGGCCUCCGCCUCUCCUGCGCCGCCAGCGCCGCCGCCUCGGCUCCCUGCCUGCCCGUUGGAGGCCCCGCGGCCACCGCAGCUCCCCGCAGCCGCCCCCGCCGCCAGCCGCAGCUCCGCCUCCACCUCGAGGCUUCUCACCCGAGCUCGGCCGCCAUCAUGUCUGCUACAACUCCUGAGAAUCCAAAUUCAGCUGUCUCCAGGGAGGCCAGCACCCAGUCCUCAUCAGCAGCUACCAGUCAAGGAUAUGUUUUGCCAGAAGGCAAAAUCAUGCCAAACACUGUUUUUGUUGGUGGAAUUGAUGUUAGGAUGGAUGAAACCGAAAUCAGGAGUUUCUUUGCCAGAUAUGGCUCAGUGAAGGAAGUGAAGAUAAUCACUGAUCGAACUGGUGUGUCAAAGGGCUAUGGAUUUGUUUCAUUUUAUAAUGACGUGGAUGUGCAGAAGAUAGUAGAAUCACAGAUAAAUUUCCAUGGUAAAAAGCUGAAACUGGGCCCUGCAAUCAGGAAACAAAAUUUAUGUGCUUAUCAUGUGCAGCCACGUCCUUUGAUUUUUAAUCCUCCUCCACCACCACAGUUUCCGAGUGUUUGGAGUAGUCCAAAUGCUGAGACAUACAUGCAGCCUCCAACCAUGAUGAAUCCUAUAACUCAGUAUGUUCAGGCUUACCCUCCUUAUCCAAGUUCACCAGUUCAGGUCAUCACUGGAUAUCAGCUGCCUGUUUAUAAUUAUCAGAUGCCACCGCAGUGGCCGGCUGGGGAACAGAGGAGUUAUGUUAUACCUCCGGCUUAUGCAGCUGUUAACUACCACUGCAAUGAAGUUGAUUCAGGAGCUGAAGUUUUGCCAAAUGAAUGUUCAGUUCAUGAAGCUACUCCAGCCUCUGGAAAUGGCCCACAAAAGAAGUCUGUGGACCGAAGCAUACAGACAGUGGUCUCUUGUCUAUUUAAUCCUGAGAACAGACUGAGAAACUCUCUUGUUACUCAAGAUGAUUACUUCAAGGAUAAAAGAGUGCAUCACUUUAGAAGAAGCCGGGCAGUGCUUAAAUCUGAUCACCUCUGCUAACUUUCUAGUCUCAGGAGGGUGUUGGUGUUGAGUAUUAAGAGACAGAAAUGUUUUCACUAUUGCAGAAAUUUUGGCAAAUCACACUCAUACUUUAUAUACAAGUUAGAUUAGAUUGCCUAGUUUUAUGUUGAAUCUGUUCAUUAGAUGUUUAUAUAGAAACUGUUUUGCGUUCACUAUAUAGUUGAAAAAUAAUUGCAAGUAUAAAAGGAUAAAAAAUAAUUUUCAAAUAAUUGAAAAAUAGUUAAAAGGAAUAACUUUUAAGACUUAAGGACUUUUAAUUGAAAUUGGCAUUUUAAGAGUUCAAAAGCAAGUACUAAUUUUCAAGAAAAAUAUUUUAUAAAACUAUUUUGAAAGGUCAGAAUUUUGAUAGUUUGACUACAAGCAUUUCACUUCUCAACAGGUACCUGAACAGUACAGUAUUGUGCUUCACAUUUAUUAUUUGUCUAAACAUUUGCCACAAGAGCAGAAUUUUUAGAACUGCAUUUUUAAUCAGUGGAACUCAACAUAUCGUUAGCUUUAUUGAAGUCUUCCUUAUCUAAACCCAGGAAAACAGAUUCUUAACAGUCCAAUCAGUGGGUCUUACAUUUAUACAAAAUAUUUUACCCUUUAGCUAGAAGCCACAUAUAUGCACAUAUCCUGUUUAUUUGGUUGGGAUGGUAAUUAGGAUAUCUAAAAUUCUGGGUAUAAUUUUGUUUAAAGAAUCCAAGACAAACUAAACUUUGCUAGGUGUAUAAGCUAUUUUCAGUGAGUUAAUACUCUCAUUUUCUUAAAAUGCUAAUUAAACUCAAUGGCUGUCUUAAAAUUGUGCAAAAUACUGGUAUUAAAGAGUGCUGAAAAUUUUUUAUGUCACUUAAAAUUUAAUCAGAGUAUCUGAAAGAAAUUUUUAUAAAAACAUUCAAAGUAUAAGUUGUUACAAAGUAAAUAGAUCCUUAGUUUUAUUAGUCAGUUGUAUUUCCUUUUGUAAAGUAAAAUAUGUCCAAAACAGUCAAAGUAGGUAAUUUUGACAUUUCUAAACCACAAAAUUUGUUUUGUAAUUGUAUCCCAAGAAUGUGGUAGUUAAUCUGAUUUUAGAUUAGAUGGUGUCUUCAUUGGACAUUAUACAUCUUGACAGCAGAAACCCUUUGUGCCCACAGUCAUUUGUAAUCUGUACUCCCAUUCUGUCAGAAUUGUUCCAUGGUAUAAAGUAGGCAAGUAACAGUUAUGAGCUGUUCAGGGGCUAAGCCUUACGAAUGUAGCACUGGGACAGUACCUUUCUAAAGGAAACAAUUGGAUGGACAUUAUCUGACCUGCCAUGGACAUGAGUUUUAAAAUGCCUUGUAUUAGUCCUCCCCUUAAACAUAGAGAUUGCACUUAACCAUAAUUUACUGGAACCACCAUGGGUUGUGACCUAUAACUCUUAAUUUUAUUCUGUAUCUGAAUAACAAAAUAUUUUUAAGUUACCAAGGUCAGUAUACCAGAAAACUAGAAAGUGUCCUGAAAUUUGUUCUUUUAUCUGUCCCUUGUUUAUUUCAGUAUAUUUGUAUUUUUUAUGUGCGUUAUAUUCUUACAUGUACCACUCUGUGAUUAAAUCUCCAGCUUACUAUGAAUGAUACCCUAAAUUCUAAAAACAAUUGUAAUUAUUGCUGUAUGGCUUUAAGGAAAAGUAAGGGAAUAAACUUUCAUCUGCUGUUUUGUUGGAGUCAAGAGAAGAGAGAAAGUACUGAACCUUUCAAAAUGGAAGAUUAAUUUUAAACUUAAAAGUAUGUUCCUAUUACCUAUUGCUGAUACUGUCUUUGCAUAAAUGAAUAAAGCUUUUUUCAAAAAUA